UGGUGCUCAGUGUCUGAUCUCAGGCUGGUUCUGCUUGGGAAGACUGGAGAAGGAAAGAGUUCCAGUGGAAACAGCAUCCUGGGAAGAGAUGCCUUCAGAGAAAUCUCCAGUCACUCAUCAGUGGCUGCUGAAUGCUCCAAGCAGCAGGAAAGGGUGGUGAAGAAGAUGGUCUCUGUGGUCGACACUCCCGGCCUCUUUGACACGUUCCUGCCUGAAGACGUUGUGAAGAGGGAGAUCUCCAAAUGCAUCAACAUGUCGGCCCCGGGGCCCCACGCCAUCCUGCUGGUCAUCAAGGUUGGAUGCUUCACAGCAGAGGAAAGAGACGCUGUGAAGAAGGUGGAGGAGAUCUUUGGAGAGGGUGCCUGGAGGUACACCAUCAUCCUCUUCACUCACGGAGAUGUAGUUGAGUCAGACUUGGAUGAGACUUUGGAGGAGGCAGGAGCUGAGCUGCAGGAGGUCCUGCAGAAGGCUGGAAACAGAUACCACGUCUUCAACAACCUCAAAACCAACGACCGCCGCCAAGUCCUGAAUCUGCUGGAGAAGGUGGAUAAGAUGGUGGCCGACAACGGAGGAGAGUUUUACUCCAACUACACCUACCUGGAAGUUGAAGAAAUGCUAAAGAGGAGAGAGUCGGAGCUCAGAGAGUUCUUCAAGAAGAAGCUGAUGGAGGCUCAGGAGGAGAAACAGCAGGUGGAGGAACGGAUGAGGUCUGAGCUGGAGGAGUUGAGGCGGUAUUACCACAUGUUAGAGAGCAGAGUCGGUCAGGUCGUGGAGCAGGUGGCCAUAGACGACUCCUUAGAUGAAAUCCUCACCAAUUUCCACCACACCCUGAAACUGAACGGAGCUGUUUCUGACUCUUGUACAGAGCUGGCACCAUCAGUUAUGUAGCUCUGUUCUUCACAUGGACCAACAUAUGGAACUCUGCAGACUCUUUACAACUACAUGCAUGUAUUUAUUACUACGUUUCUGCAGCAAUUUAUGUGAUUUUACCAGGAUCAUUUUCUGUAAGCUCGGUGUACUUUAUGUUUCUAAAGUUUCACACUGAAAGUUCUCACAGAGUGAUGGACUUUCUUUCUGAUCACAGUCAAAGAGCUAAAGUGCUCCACCUGAAGCAGUUCAGAUUCUGAGCAAACUAAAGAAUUAGAAGCUCCAUCAACUUUUAGAAGUCAUGGAUUUUCUCUACUGCAGCUGAAGGCGGAUGUUUUCCCAGUGAAUUGGUGAGAUCUUCAGCAUUCA
Molecule: messenger RNA, 1236 nt
Organism: Oreochromis niloticus (Nile tilapia)
Lineage: Eukaryota; Metazoa; Chordata; Actinopteri; Cichliformes; Cichlidae
Product: GTPase IMAP family member 4
Exons: 2
Coding region: 166-888 (240 amino acids)
Molecular function (GO): GTP binding
Source: RefSeq, a predicted model, not a curated record